AAUGAAGUUUGUCCAUGCUCAUUUGCCUUACCCAACGAGGUUCAAUGACAUUUCGGCUUUCAUAAGGAGAAAUAUUGAGCUUUGAAUAUAUAUAAAGCUCCAAGAAUGGCAUUAACGUAUGUUUUCAGAUCAAUCAGAACAGAGCUCUCAAAGGUCUGCACCGUUCAUCAUGCACAGUCUUUACACACAGGAUAUCCACUUCUUGCUGCAGAGAAAGCUCUCCUUAUGAAACUACGCAAAAGCACUGGCUACACAUUCAUUAACUGCAAGAAAGCAUUGGAGAAAUUUGAAAAUGACAUCACAAAGGCAGAGAGCUGGUUACAUGAGCAGGCCCAGAAAGAAGGCUGGAGCAAGGCCAGCAAGCUGGAGGGGAGGAGGGCCAAGGAGGGGCUGAUCGGUCUGUUUGUAGGAGACAAAGCUGCAGUCAUGGUAGAGGUGAACUGUGAGACAGACUUUGUUGCCCGUAAUGAGAAGUUCCAGCAGCUGGUGAAGGAUGUGGCGUUCGCCACCAUGGCUUACCACAGCAGUAAAAACAAGGGCCAAACUGGAUAUGUGAAGAGUCUCCUGGCAGCAGAGGACCUCUCUAAAUUGAACUUGGGUGAAGGUGCUUCUCUGGCUGAUCAGCUGGCCCUUACCAUAGGUCGUCUGGGUGAGAACAUGUCAGUGAGGCGGGCGGUGACGGUGGGCGUCCCUGCAGGUUGGCACAUCGGCUCCUACAUCCACGGUGGUGUGGCGGUCCAGUCUGAUAUGGCCAUGGGGCGAUACGGUGCCCUCGUGGUGUUCCAGGGGGGCAAGGACGGGGCGCAGGACACCCUGGGGAGGAAGCUGGGGCAGCACGUAGUGGGAGAGGCCCCCGUAUCCCUUGGCAACAUGGAUGACCUGCCCUGUGGGGACGCGGAGACGCGCCUGCUGCCCCAAUCUUUCCUCCCUGACCCUAGUAGGACAGUGGCCCAGUACCUGACGGAGCAGGGGGCACGAGUUCUUGACUUUGUUCGCUUUCAGUGUGGGGAGGCGGGCAGUGAUGGGGCACAGUGAAGGGUAGAGGAGAGCAUCUGAGACCUUACAAGUCAUGUUUUGUUAUCUGCCUUUUAUUUGUUUCUGAAUUAGGCCAGAGUGCAGACAGUCAAGUCGAUGUCAUGCAAAUGCAUUCAACCAAUUUCAAUGUUUUCAUGCCGUAUGUGAUAAGUCUAAUAUAUGUGUACCAAAAUGACAUAUGCUGCAGGAUGAAUGAACUGAAUCCCCCCAACAAUAAAGAUAUUUUAAACUUUA
Messenger RNA from Coregonus clupeaformis (lake whitefish), 1269 nucleotides. Its product is annotated as elongation factor Ts, mitochondrial. Lineage: Eukaryota; Metazoa; Chordata; Actinopteri; Salmoniformes; Salmonidae. Gene Ontology annotation, cellular component: mitochondrial matrix. Gene Ontology annotation, molecular function: translation elongation factor activity; protein binding. The transcript is spliced from 6 exons. Gene Ontology annotation, biological process: mitochondrial translational elongation. The record is from RefSeq and is a predicted model, not a curated record. The coding region runs from base 106 to 1035 and encodes 309 amino acids.